Molecule: messenger RNA, 1479 nt
Organism: Penicillium verhagenii
Lineage: Eukaryota; Fungi; Ascomycota; Eurotiomycetes; Eurotiales; Aspergillaceae
Product: pheromone receptor
Exons: 1
Coding region: 1-1479 (492 amino acids)
Biological process (GO): G protein-coupled receptor signaling pathway
Cellular component (GO): membrane
Molecular function (GO): mating-type factor pheromone receptor activity
Source: RefSeq, a predicted model, not a curated record
AUGGCAAUUGCCCAGCUUUGGGCAGCAACACCAGCGAUUGCGGAAGAGACGAAGGUAUAUCCGCUGGCGGUUAUCAUCCCAGUCUUGUCGUUUAUUUCCAUUCUGCUGUGUCUUCCACCAUUGAUUCUUCAUGCAAAAAACCGCAAUUUCCCUGCGACCGCCCUCAUCUGCUGGGCGAUUCUACUGAGUCUGUUCAAUUUCAUCAAUGCCAAUCUUUGGCCCACAGAUAAUACCUCAGUCUGGUGGGAUGGCUCUGGUCUCUGUGAUGUUGAGGUCAAGUUUAUGGUGGCGAGUUAUGUAGCUUUGCCGGGUGCUUUGCUAUGCAUCUUUCGCGAGUUAGCAACGGUACUGAACACAAGUCGAGCGAUGCUGGUCCCUAGCAAGACUCAAAGAUGGCGCAAUCGGCUGUUUGAACUUCUCUUUUGUGUUUUUGUACCGGCCAUGGCAAUGAUUACCCACUACAUCUAUCAAAAAGAUCGUUAUCUUCUCUACACCAUCUCGGGAUGUGUCAACAACUACGAUGAAAGCUGGCCUAGCUUCGUGUUGGCAUGGAUGUGGCCCCCUAUACUAUGCUUGAUAUCUGCUUACUAUUGUUGUGAGUCAAAUCCGUACUAUGCUCACCACGGUUCAAGAAAAUGGAGAGAGCUAAUCUUUGAAAAUGGUAUAGGCCUAGUCCUUAUCCGUCUUCACAAAUACAGAAGCGACUUCGAGACCAUCCUCCGCGCAUCGAGAAGCAACAUGAACAAAGCACGUUUCCUGCGCCUCUUUUUUGUCGCCUUCACUAUGCUCAUUGCCAUCCUGCCUGUCUCAGCUUGGCUCCUAUAUGAAGACCUAGUCGUAUCCUUUCCUUGGCACCCUUACUCAUGGUCCCAAGUCCACCAUGCAAACUGGUACGAGAUUGUCAAGGUUCCAUCAUACGGUCAUGUCUUUGAUGAUCGCUGGCUACCCAUCGCUACCGGCUUGAUUGUCUUCAUCUUCUGCGGCCUCGGCCAAGAUGCCAUUCGCGUCUAUCGCAUGAUCCUCUGGCGAUUGGGGUUCGGAUACUGCUUCCCCAGUGUGUCCCAGCCGCAGAGCUCACAGGCGACACUCCAGCCUCCCAAUGGUUCAAACUCGGCGACAUUGGUUGAUUCAACCAGCCAGAAGAAGUCACUCUUUAAGUGGCGCAAGAACGCACACGCUGAUGUUGAGAAAGGUGUCCGUCCAUCUUUUCUUGUUGGUCAAAGUGCCAAUGCCCCCAUUGUGCCAUGGUAUCGCGAUCCCCGGGCAUUUUUUAGUCGCCGCUUUGCUCGGAGUGGGGAUCAAGUCAUUCUGCUAGAUGAUGUUUCUGCUCCUGAACUGGCGGUUCGUACGAAUGCUUGGGCUGAGGUCAGUCGAAGCCGUCCCAGUAGCGAGCUGUCACGGAGUGCUGUCACACCCACCCCGGUGGAUUCCAUUCAUAUCAAGCAUGUGAUACACCAGCAGAGUGAAAUCCAGCUCUGA